AUGGAAACGUGGCUCGUCAUCGGCAUAUCGGGCGUCACGAACGGUGGCAAAACGACGCUUGCCAAAUCGCUCGAAUCCUACUUCCAGGCUCACCAAAACAAAGUAUUCUUCAAGGAAAAUCUGAUCCUAAACAAGGUCGUUGCCCUGUGCCAGGAUGACUACUUCCUGCCGGUCGAUAGUCCACGGCACGAGAUGGUCCAGAAGCUGAACCACAUCAACUGGGAGAUACUGUCGUCGCUCGAUAUGGACCGGAUGUGUCAGGACAUUAUGAAGGUGCUGGGACAAAAGUUUAUCCUGUACAACUGCCACCAGCUGCGGCAGACCGAGGCCGACAGCGAGAUGGGCGAGCAGGUGGAGCAGAUGAUGGACGAGUACAAUCUGUUUGCGGACCAUUUCCUGAGCAACUUUCUCGCCAAAUACGAUGAAAACGGUACCGGCAGCAGGACGACGAAUUUAAUUAAGAAAUCAAAGAACGAAUCGUACCAAAGCAUGAGCAUUAAGAUAAACGUGCUGCUGCUGGAAGGCUUCCUGCUGUUUAACCAUUCGUUUACGCGCGAUCUGUGCAGCGUAAAGUUUCACAUCCAUCUGCCGUACGAGCGGUGCUAUGCGCGGCGUAUGCAGCGCGUGUACGAUCCGCCGGAUGUGGUCGGGUACUUCGAGAUGUGCGUGUGGCCGAUGUACGAGAAGCACUACCGUGAGUUUAAGGGUCGGAAGGAUAUUUACGUGCUGAACGGUGAGGUACCGCAGGAAAGCAUCUUUAACUAUGUGCUAAACUGCAUUAAGGACUUACUGUAG
Molecule: messenger RNA, 795 nt
Organism: Anopheles stephensi (Asian malaria mosquito)
Lineage: Eukaryota; Metazoa; Arthropoda; Insecta; Diptera; Culicidae
Product: nicotinamide riboside kinase 1
Exons: 1
Coding region: 1-795 (264 amino acids)
Cellular component (GO): cytoplasm
Source: RefSeq, a predicted model, not a curated record